AUGGCAACUCUAUUAGAGGAACCUCAUGUUGUUCUCGUUCCAUAUCCAUCACAGGGCCAUAUUACUCCAUUCAUGGAACUAGGAAAAUUACUUCAUUCUAGAGGUUUCCAUAUCACCUUAGUUAACACCGAGUUUAACCAUAAACGGUUAUUAAGAGCGAGUGGUCUCGAAGCUCUCAAUGCGUACCGUGGUUUCAAAUUUGAAACUAUACCCGAUGGAUUGCCACCAUCUGACCGUGAUGCAACCCAGGAUGUCCCUUCUUUGUGCGUUGCAACUCGAAAGAAUCUUUUUGGUCCUUUCAUAGAUCUUGUUAAGAAUAAGCUUAAUUCAUCAUCUUCUUCCCCUACAGUAACUUGCAUAAUUGCUGAUGGAGUUAUGAGUUUCGCAACCAAAGCUGCCAAAGAACUUGGUAUUCUGGCUGUUCGAUUUUGGACUGCGUCGGCCUGUAGUUUUAUAGGCUAUCUACAGUUCCGCGAGGUCAUAAACAGAGGUCUGGUGCCAGUAUCAAAAGAUGAAGACUUCCUUGUUAAUCUUGAUGAGGUUCUCGACUGGGUACCUGGCAUGAAAAAUAUCAGGUUUAGGGACUUGCCAAGCUUCAUUGGAACGAGUAACCCUGAGGAUGAUAUCAUGUUUAAUUUCAUGGGGGGAGAAGCUCAAAGCUGUCUAAACGAAUCGUCUAUCAUUUUUAACACGUUCGACAACUUAGAACAAGAAGUUUUAGAUGCGGUCUCGUCCAUAUUUCCUGGCAGUAUCUACACUAUUGGUCCCAUUGCAAUGUUGAUCAAACAAGAACAAAUACCUAUUGAAGGUCAACUGAAGUCAAUGCGGUCAAACCUAUGGAAAGAAGACUCCAACUGCUUAUCAUGGUUGGGUGAAAGAGAGCCAAACUCAGUUAUUUAUGUAAAUUUUGGGAGCAUCACUGUUAUGACUGAUGAGCAGCUGAAAGAAUUUUCUUGGGGAUUAGCCAAUAGUAGAUUCAACUUCCUAUGGAUAAUCCGCCCCGACGUUGUCAUGGGUGAUUCGGUAGGACUACCAGAGGAACUCGUCGCUGAGAUUAAAGAUAGAGGGUAUAUAGCCAGUUGGUGCCCUCAAGAUAAGGUGCUAUCUCAUCCGUCAAUAGCAGGAUUUUUAACUCACUGCGGUUGGAAUUCAAUGUUGGAGAGUCUAUACAACGGUGUACCUAUAAUUUGUUGGCCAUUUUUCGCUGAUCAACAGACUAAUUGUAGGUUUGCGUGUGAAAUUUGGGAAGCCGGAAUGGAGAUCGAUAACGAUGUAAAGAGAGAGGAAAUUGAAGCACUGUUACGGGAAUUAAUGGAAGGAGCGAAAGGGAAGAAGAUGAAGGAAAAUGCCAUGAAAUGGAAAGCUAAGGCUGAACAUGCUACUAAAAUGGGGGGAACAUCUUACAAUAAUUUUGGUAAAUGGGUCAAAGACAUGCUGGGCCCAAUACCCUUAACUUGA
Messenger RNA from Papaver somniferum (opium poppy), 1458 nucleotides. RefSeq names its product linamarin synthase 1-like. The transcript has 2 exons. The record is from RefSeq and is a predicted model, not a curated record. Gene Ontology annotation, molecular function: UDP-glycosyltransferase activity. Lineage: Eukaryota; Viridiplantae; Streptophyta; Magnoliopsida; Ranunculales; Papaveraceae. Bases 1 to 1458 code for a protein of 485 amino acids.